AUGAAGUAUCUACCUGUACAAGACUUCGAGGCCGUCACCGGCGCUCUCAACUUCAACACUCCCGACUGCAACGUCACCGGCGGCUGCGAUCUCUACACGACAAAAUCCACCGGUUCCGACAAGAAGCUUUACAAGAACAUCGACAAGGACCUCAGCUCCCAACAUGAAGCUCUAGUCAAGCUCGGCGCCAGCCUUUCGCCGCCUGAGCGCGAACACAUGCUGGCUUCAUCACCAUCCAUGCAGCUGUUUUCCACAUCGAGUCCCUUCGGCCCUCUCUCCGAGCUCUCCAGUCGCCGCACCUUUGCCUACAUGAUUGCUACGCUAAAUGCUUCACACCCGCACUACGACUUCUCACACGUCCUGCGCCCCGGCGACUUCAAGCGCGAGCGCAAUCUGCGCCGCGUCAUGGCCAACCUCGAUUCGAUACUACAAAAUGUCCGCCCAUCAUCAACAUUUGAGCCGACAUCGCUCAACUCAUCAUACGGAUCCGACUCGAGCUCCUUUUGGGGCCCACAGUGCUGGGCACUGAUUGACAAGGAGAUGCGUCUCAACGAGUGCACCAUUUUCCGAUACAACCCAGACACGGACCCUUUUGAGGAGGACGAGAGCGCCAUCUGGGCUGCCCACUAUUUCUUCUUCAGCCGCGCCUUGAAACGCGUAGCGUAUCUUUACGUCCGUGUCGUGCCCGUCAUCUCGUCACAAAGCCCAUCGCUAAGGCCCACGCGCGUUGCCGGGGGUCACGGACACAAGAUUGGCGUGCUGGGCGGCAGUGGCAGUGGCGUGAGCCGUUCCGCGGGCGCCGAGAAGCGUGCGACGUACUGGCUGAGUGAUCGCGACGCCGAGCUGGUAAUACCGCCGGAAGACGACGACGAGACUGUCGGCGACGGCCUGUACUGGAACCGAGGGGAAGACGGAGACAUUGUUGCGUUUUCUGACGACGACUAUGUGGAAGAUGAAGAAGACGACGACUUUGACGACGUGGAUAUGCUGGACACACCGAGAGAGAGAUUUAUGAGCGAAGACGUGGCUGGCAGAAUGGAGAUUUGA
Messenger RNA from Akanthomyces muscarius, 1047 nucleotides. RefSeq lists its product as uncharacterized. The coding region runs from base 1 to 1047 and encodes 348 amino acids. The transcript is spliced from 2 exons. Gene Ontology annotation, biological process: negative regulation of transcription by RNA polymerase III. Gene Ontology annotation, cellular component: nucleus. Lineage: Eukaryota; Fungi; Ascomycota; Sordariomycetes; Hypocreales; Cordycipitaceae. Gene Ontology annotation, molecular function: RNA polymerase III core binding. The record is from RefSeq and is a predicted model, not a curated record.